UGCUAUCCUAAAACCUCACAUCAUAUAUCAGAAUUCCCUUUUCUUCUAAUAGUAAUAAUUAUUACAUUGUAUCCAUUCUUUUAUACUUUUAUUAAUGGCUUCUGUUACUCUUCCAUGCAAAUAUGAUGUCUUUCUCAGUUUCAGAGGAGAAGAUACUGGAAAGAAUUUUACUAGCCAUCUUUAUUCUGCUUUACAUAAAAAAGGAGUUAUUACCUUCAAGGAUGGCCAUGAUCUCGAGAGGAGAAAAUCUGUUUCUCAAGAAAUUCUUAACGCAAUUCAAGAAUCAAGAAUUUCGAUUGUCAUUUUUUCAAGAAAUUUUGCUUCUUCUAAAUGGUGCUUAGAUGAACUAGUCGAGAUUUCUAAGUGCAUGAAGGAGAAGGGACAAUUAGUGUUGCCUGUUUUCUACAGUGUGGAUCCAUCUGAGGUAAGAAAACAGACGGGCAGAUUUGGAGAAUCUUUUGCUAAGUAUGAGCAAGAAAAUACUGGCAAGGUUCAACAAUGGAGACUUGCAGCAACCCAAUUGGCGAAUCUUAGUGGAUGGGAUUUACAAGACAGGCAGGAGUCAGAGCUUAUUGCAGAAGUUGUUGAAGAGGUAUUAAAAAAAUUAAGGAAAUCAAGUCAUAGAUUCUCAGGUAUAAAAAAGAAUUUAGUUGCAAUGAGUUUACAUAUGGAGGAAAUGAAUUCUUGCUUAGGCGAAGGGAAGUUAGAUGAUGUUCGCUUUGUGGGAAUUUGUGGUAUGGGUGGCAUAGGCAAGACAACAAUUGCUAGAGCUGUCUAUGCAGACAUAUCUAGUGAGUUUGAAGGAAGUUGCUUUCUUGCAAAUGUUAGAGAAGUUGAAGAGAAACAUGGUUUAGUUCGUUUGCAAGAACAACUUCUUUCUGAAAUCCUUAUGGAAAGAAACAUAACAAUUUGGAAUGCUCAUAGUGGAAUAAAUGAGAUAAAAAGCAAGUUACGUCAUAAAAAGGUUCUUAUUGUUCUUGAUGAUAUAAAUCAAUUAAACCAGUUAAAAUCAUUAGCUGGAAUGGUUGAUUGGUUUGGAAAUGGAAGUAGGAUUAUAAUAACUACUAGAGAUGAACAUUUGUUACUAAGCCAUGGAGUGGAGAAAAUUUAUAGAGUUGAAGGACUGGAUCAGGAUGAAGCUUUUCGUCUCUUUUGUUCGAAAGCUUUCAAAAAUGAUUAUCCUACAGAAGAGUUUUUGGAGCUAUCCAACCAUUUUGUAAACUAUGCUAAUGGCCUUCCUUUAGCGCUCGACGUUCUUGGUUCUUUUUUAUUUGGUAGAUCUAUAAAUGAGUGGAGAAGUGCACUGGAAAGGCUAAAGGAAAUUCCCAACAGAGAAAUUUUGGAUAAGUUGUACAUAAGCUUUGAUGGAUUACAGGAAAUAGAGAAGAAAAUAUUCUUGGAUAUUGCUUGCUUUUUCAAAGGGGAAGAUAUAGAUUAUGUGACCAAAGUAUUGGAAAGUUGUGGUUUCUAUCCAGAAAUUGGAAUGAGAGUUCUACUCAGUAAAUCUCUUAUUGCAAUUUCUAAUGAUAGGAUAUGGAUGCAUGACUUGCUUCAAGAAAUGGGCAGAGAAAUUGUUCGACAAUCUUGCUAUGAAGAACCAGGAAAGCGAAGCAGAUUGUGGCUUUACAAAGAUGUUUAUCAUGUCUUGUCGAAAAAUACGGGAACCGAUCAAGUUGAAGGCAUUGUCCUAGAUUCAUGUGAACAAGAAGAUGGACAUUUGAGUGCUAAAUCUUUCAUGAAAAUGAAAAGGCUGCUGGGGCUCUCAAACUCAAAAUCUACAUUUCUCGAGGGUCUUGAGUUUAACCGCCACAAAGAAAACUUUCCAAAUCCACUUAAAAAGAGGGUUCGAAACUCGAAACAUUCAUCAUUAACUUUCGUGAAUCGCAUCCAGUUGGUUGAGGUUCAAGGCAAAAAUUGCACAGCUUUUGCGAGGGUGACAAGUUACCUGCAUUUCCUGCUAAAGCAUAGCUCCCAGGGAUUAUUUAAUCCAAGCUCUCAUGUAUCAAUGUGUUUAGCUGGAAAUGAAGUACCUGAAUGGUUCGACUAUAUGGGCAUGGGAUCUUCAUUAGAAGUGGAGCUGCCUCCAUAUUGGUAUAGUAACAAGUGGAUGGGGUUUGCAAUUUGUGUAGUUUUCGAACCCAAUGCGCUUUCAUUAUCGGAAACUGCUAGUCUUUCCUGUGAUUUGCACGCAUAUAUGUCAGAUCAACCAUUAUUUCUAGGUCGCCAAAGCACAGAAAUCUCAGGGGAUACUGCAGGCAAUAUGGCAGAGAAAAUUUGGUUCAACUUCAUACCAGGCAGCUCUUUAAACGGUGUAGCUUGGGGUGAAGCAUGUAGAAAAAUAAAGAUGACAUUUUUUUCAAAUGGAUUGAAGGUGAAGUACUGUGGGUUUCGCAUAAUAUAUGAGCACGAUGUUGGUGAACAAUGCAACAGGCUUGAGAACUUGGGUUUCCCCUGUCAUAACAAUUCUGCUACAAGCAAGAGAAGCCAUGAUGAUUAUUGCAGUGACAGUAUCGAUAGUGAAAGUGGGAACUUUGCUAAGAGAAUGAAAAUGCCUUGAAGUUACUUUGUGACA
Messenger RNA from Jatropha curcas, 2572 nucleotides. The record is from RefSeq and is a predicted model, not a curated record. NCBI's taxonomy places the organism in Eukaryota, Viridiplantae, Streptophyta, Magnoliopsida, Malpighiales, Euphorbiaceae.